Molecule: messenger RNA, 354 nt
Organism: Drosophila eugracilis
Lineage: Eukaryota; Metazoa; Arthropoda; Insecta; Diptera; Drosophilidae
Exons: 4
Coding region: 20-352 (110 amino acids)
Source: RefSeq, a predicted model, not a curated record
CUCAAUCAAAUCGGUCAGAAUGCCCAGCUGUCUGAUGUUCUUCCUGUUCUACGGGUUUAUGCUGAUUGCUGGAAGGGAAAUGGAGUCCAAAGAGGACAAGGCCAACUUUCACACAGAUUUAAUUGAAAGAAAUUCACAGCAAACGGAUCUUAAAGCUGAGAAUGAGAAUGUCUCUUGUAUCCAUAUUUUUGAUGAGCAGGCGGAUCCUUCAACGAAAGUCCGUCUUAAUAGAUUGACUUUUGGUGGACGGAGAGUGACAGAUCACUUGGGGAGAAGAGUUGGGACUAAUUAUCGAAGAAAGUCAAACAAAACAAUAAGAAAUAAUACUCUUCGAGCUUUAAUAAACAAUUAAAA